AUUCCAGGGACCAUGCACAAGGAAGAAGCCCGCGCAUUUGCCGACACAUUGUCGGACGAAGAUGUAGAGUACCUCAAGCAGGUGGCACGAAAGACUUGUGCACGUGUGGCCAGUGCUUCCCGCAUGGACGCUUCCAGCUCCGUGACGUGGGAACCCAUCGGACACAAAGACGGGGUCGACAUCUAUAUUGGCGAAGUUAACGAAGGCGACAGCGGGUCGCGCAAGGUCAAUACCCCCGGCAGUAUGCGCAAGUACCUAUGUGGAGUCACCUAUGUGCCAGCAUCCCUCGACGACAUCGUGAACAUCUUCCACAGCAAAUCUGCCCUCCAAAAGGUCAAGAACAACGGAAGCCAGACGACGUUUAAUGCAUUUGAGCGAGAAAUCCUCAACACAAAGACGUUGUACAAGAUCCGAAAGCGGACGUCAAACGCGCCGCGGCACUGCAUCUCCCUCAAAUGGAUGCGCUUGGGAUCAACCGUCAAGGAAAUGGACGACCGCGACUUCGUCUUCUUGGAGUGCCAAGACACGAUCUUCGACGAAAAGGUCAAGCGUCGCGGAUGGGUCUGCUCCAUGCACUCUGUACAACUUCCGGGAUGUCCGCCGCUCGAUGGAUACGUCCGCGGCAGCUUGUAUCGCAGCGGGUAUGUAUUUCGGGAAACCGAGACGCCAAAUGUACUGCAAGUGGUGUGCAUCAUGGACAUGGACUUCAAAGGCACCAUGAACGCCAACCUGUCCAACCUGAUGCUCAAGUCGCGCGUGAUGAUAGCUGGCGCCAUCCGCGAACACUUCCAGGCGCUCCAAGAAGAACUGAAUCAGCCCCAGGGGGAGGAGUUAGAUGCGAUGCCGUGCCCGUUGUGUCGUGAUUAUCUUGCCUCGACUCGGUGCACUACAUGCGACGACGUGGUGUGCAUGAACUGCUGCCAGUUGAUCGAUCCAGAGAAUUCCGUAUGUACGGUGUGCAUUAUGAACGGAAAGGUCGACCAACUCAAUGCCAACCAAGCAAACGACACGGACUACGACGACACCAGCAUUGGCGACGACAGAAGCAUCUUGCUGCCGCCGACCGUACCAACGUCCAAGAAUGCGAGGAAGCCGUCAGUCGUCCUGGCGCCGCUGCCGGACUUGGAUGACGACUCGUCCAUGUCCACCGAGGAACAACGGCAGUCCUCAGAAGACAACAAUCAAACAGCUCAAGACUAUGCGUUGACGCUUCAACCUCCAGGUUUCUUUGCCCAGCUGCUGGCCGCGCCGACUUAUAGCCGUCGGCGAGACUUGAGUGAUGCCAUCAGUUACGUGGAGCCCGAUGGCACGGACCCGCUGUAUGCCCUCGCCGUGCAGCGACUGCAGGUCGCGGCAUCCUCAGAGCAAGAAGCGACUCGAUUGGCUAUCGUCAACCUCUACUACAAGCAUGUUGUGGAAUGCUAACAGUGGUCCUCAACUGUGAAGGGGGCCUUUGGGAUAAUAAGUUUUGCCGCAUAAAUGCUAGCAAUAAACUGUUUUAAGAACAUUUAAGGGUUUAUGUCGGGCUAGGAUG
Aphanomyces astaci is the source of this 1534-nucleotide messenger RNA. RefSeq lists its product as hypothetical. NCBI's taxonomy places the organism in Eukaryota, Oomycota, Saprolegniomycetes, Saprolegniales, Verrucalvaceae. The transcript is spliced from 6 exons. The coding region runs from base 13 to 1425 and encodes 470 amino acids. The record is from RefSeq and is a predicted model, not a curated record. Gene Ontology annotation, molecular function: lipid binding.